AUCUGUGCGCAAAUAAUGCAACUGAAAUGUCAAAUGGAUAACCUAAUUCAUCUAUCCCCGCAAGAUCGAAGUUUGUCGAAAUAUUCAGUAGGAUUAUUCUUAUUACUUCUCAUUGACAAGCCAUCAACUUUAAUCGCUAGUUGUCAACAUCAAAUGUGUGAUCACACGGUCGGACCCACGAAAUUGGUUGAACUUUUCAAUCUUGAUAGUGACUUCGAGAACGGUCAAAUCGACCCAUGGAUUGAGCAGUCGGAGUCUGGUGUCAAGUGGAGAGUCGAGAACAACAUUUUGCCUUGGGAGCCAGGAAAUGUGGCUCCUACACCGACCAACGGAUCGACUUAUCUCCGAGUUGAUCGUGGAUCGACUUUGUCGUUCGGUGUGGCUGUUCUGCGCAGUCAGACCUUCACCCUUGGGUCUGACACCGAAGUUUCCUUUUCAUUCUCCUUUUGGAUUCGUUCUAAAUGGCCACAAUUCACAAACCUGGAGUUGUAUCUGGCCAAAAAUGGAAAUGAAGGUUUGCUUUUAAAUUUGUACGAGUAUUCCCAUAUCAACAAUCGAGUUUGGCAGUCUCAGACCGUUUCAAUAACGGACGAUUCAUCCUCUAAUUUGACGUUGGUGUUUUACGCUUAUUGCGGGACGAAUGCUGAAGAUGCUGUCGCCAUCGACGACCUCCGUUUCAUUUCUUCUCAGCAGUCUGCGUCGACCACAUCGACUACACUGACCGAAACAUCUUCAUUAACGACUGCUACUCGAGUGACUUCAUCUACCACAUCUACUGGAACAACUCUGUGCACCACGUCCACCACGUCCAUUACCCCCACCACGUCCACCACAUCCACCACAUCCACCACGUCCACCACAUCCACCACGUCCACCACGUCCACCACGUCCACCACGUCUACCACGUCUACCACGCCAACAACCUCGACAUCUUCAAAUGAUUUUGAAUUGACGGAGAACUCAACGGGUCCUAUUACUUCUACGAUAAGCACAGAACUCCCUGAAACAUCAACGCCGGGUACGGAAACCGUUGAAACAUCACCACCAGCCAUUACAACCACAUCUGCUACUCCUUUACCAACCACCAGUGAUCAAACUACAACCGUUAUUGCUGAAGAAACGACAACAGAGGAGCAAUCGACAGGGACUACGUCAGUAGGAUCGACUGAAUUUACCGACAUAACAGACGCUAUAACAACGACCACCGAACCCGCAACAACUAUUUCAGAAGGAGAAGAUUGUCCAUCGUAUUUGAAAGGAAAUACUAAACUGCCUUGCUGGACCUUGGGUGGGAAAUGUUAUUGCUUUUUCACCGACGCCGUCGGCAAGAAUUGGAUAUCCGCGGAUACCUUUUGUAAAGAUGAAGGUAUGGGUUUGCUCAGUCUUGAAACUGUAGAGGAGGACAAGUUAAUUUACGACCAUAUCAAAAUUACACCAGAGUUGAACAGCGUCAGCUAUUGGACUUCAGGGAUGUAUUCCCUGGAUGGAGAAAAAAUAUGGGAAUGGGCAUCUACAGAACCCUUUCAGCCGUUCACUUACGUGAAUUGGAGUCCAGGCCAACCUGAUAACAACGGACCGGGUUAUUGCCUUCACCUUGAUUUAAUCAAAACUUUUAGUGCUGGUUAUUGGGCUGAUAUAUUUUGCACUAAUUCUUUCAGAUUCAUUUGCGAAUCAAUUGAUUAACUUGGUAAAAUCCAGAUGUAAUAAAUAGAUCUGCAAUUAUUUAUUUAUAUUUUUCGUGUAAAAUUUUUUUUAUAUCAGUGUGUUAUCAAUUCGAAAUUUAUACGAAAAUAAAAAUACACCGGC
Daphnia pulicaria is the source of this 1806-nucleotide messenger RNA. RefSeq names its product serine-rich adhesin for platelets-like. Gene Ontology annotation, biological process: biological process involved in interspecies interaction between organisms. The transcript has 7 exons. Gene Ontology annotation, cellular component: membrane; external side of plasma membrane. The coding region runs from base 16 to 1683 and encodes 555 amino acids. The record is from RefSeq and is a predicted model, not a curated record. Gene Ontology annotation, molecular function: carbohydrate binding. NCBI's taxonomy places the organism in Eukaryota, Metazoa, Arthropoda, Branchiopoda, Diplostraca, Daphniidae.